Suillus paluster is the source of this 2725-nucleotide messenger RNA. Its product is annotated as chondroitin AC/alginate lyase. Lineage: Eukaryota; Fungi; Basidiomycota; Agaricomycetes; Boletales; Suillaceae. The record is from RefSeq and is a predicted model, not a curated record. The transcript has 6 exons. The coding region runs from base 1 to 2292 and encodes 763 amino acids.
AUGGCUGCAAAUUAUGAUGCAUUGAAUAGUCAGCCUAGAAUUUCCCCGUACGGGUCUGGAGAUCCCUACUACAACGAGUCGUCAGGUUACAUUACACCCCAUAGCCCGCCCAAGAAGGCCGUUAGUAAAUGGGUGAAGUUCGGCAUACCCGUCGCCAUUGUCAUCAUCGCUGGCGCAGUUUUGGGUGGUGUUCUGGGCAGUCGCUCAAGCAAGAACUCUUCGACGCAGGGCUCUGCGGCUGCGGCUGCCACUUCAGCCAUCAGUGCGAAAAAUAAUCUCGGUCGUUUCGCCACCGCAACAGACAGCCAAUACUUGGUGCCUAUCUACCCAAUGACCACCAAUACCGCCGCCUUUACUACUCCUACAUUCGUUUCCACCACCGACGCUAAUCUUGCCUGGCCGCAAGAUCCUUUCCAACCAUCCAACCCCAGCCCCACGCAAGUUCGCUCUGACAGGCCUCGCCUCAUCGCUCCUACUUACAUGUGGGAGACCCUUCCCAACCUCAUCAAAAAUGAUCCCUAUCUUUCUGGUUGGAACGACACUAUUUUCGGAAAUGCUUCACAAUACAUGGCCCUGCCUCCUGUCGUUUAUUAUUUGGAUGGCGGUAAUGGUAUUUUGGAUCCUGCUCGUGAGAUCAAGCAACGUGUCAAGGCAUUUUCUUACGCAUACCGCAUGACCAAUGACACGAAGUGGCUGGAUCGCACCUAUACCGAGUUGCAGAACGCCGCUGGCAACCUGACUGGCGGUUGGGGCCCUGCUAACAACACGAAAUGGAACCCAACUCACUUCCUUGACACUGCUGAGCUCACUGCAGCCUAUGCUAUCGCUUACGACUGGCUGUACAGUGGGUGGACGGCUGAUCAGAGGGCCUCGAUCAUGGCCACUAUGAUUGAGUACGGCCUUAGUAACGGGAUUACCGCCUACAGUGACACCAACGACCCGCUGGCCUUUGGCUGGUGGAGAAAUAACACAGAGGGCAACUGGAACUGUGUUUGUAACAACGGCCUUACCAUGGGUGCACUUGCUAUCCUCGGCGAUGACACCACCGGUAUCGCUGAACAAAUUCUUUCCAUGACCAUUCCCAAUGCCCUCCAGAACUCGACGGCUACAUGGUCUGAGACAGCCAACUACUGGUACUUCGGUACUACCGGCCACGCCGAGAUGGCAUCUUCGCUGUUAACCGCCACUGGUUCCACAUACGACCUUUUGUCCGUCAAUCCAGACUUCCAAUAUACCGGUCUAUACCACAUGUAUGUGUUUGGCCCCGGCUCCCUCUUCGGCUACGGUGAUUGUGGUCCAAACAAAUAUUCCACCACUGCCAACGCCAUGAUGUUCUACGGCCAGCAGUACAACAUGCCGCAGUACCAACUUUUCCAGCGUGAUCAGUUUGAUGCUGCUGAGCCAUGGAGCAUGUUCUGGUACAACCCUGCUGUUACGGGUGCUUUCUGGGAUGGUCUAGCACUCGACCACUUCUUCGAUAACAGCACUGAUCAAUGGGGCUCCAUGCGAUCCAGCUGGACAGACGAGAACGCUCUCUACGUCGCCGUUAAAGCGGGCACGCUGCAGGGUCACCAGACGCACAACGACCUUGAUUGCGGCGACUUCGUCGUUGAUGCUCUCGGCUACUACAACUCAAUAGGCUACUUCAGCAGUGAUGCACAAGACAGUCAGCGAUGGUUAUACUACCGCAAAAUGACGGAGGGUCAGAACACCAUUUUGGUCAACCAGCAGAACCAAAAUGUCCUCGCUGCUCCAACCGUCAGCCAUGACACCUCGGGUACAGUCCAGGGGUCCAGUACUGUGAUGAAUGUUCCCGGUGACUCAAGCGCCUACUUCGUUGCGGACCUGACGAGUGCAUAUUUCAACGUUACCUCGUUCUCCCGCGGAGUUCACUUGAUCAACGGACGCAAGCAGGUGCUCAUUCAGGAUGAGAUCAAUGCUCAACAAUCCAUCAUGUGGCGAGCACACACCAACGCAACCGUUUCCAUAAGUGCAGAUAGCUUGACAGCUACACUCACCAUUGGUUCGGCGACGACCAUUGUUCAACUGCUGAAUCCUCCAUCUGGCGCUCAGUUCAGCACCUUGACUGCUACUCGGUUCGCCAAUGAUCCUACUCCCCCACAACCUGAUCAGCCUAAUGAUGGUGUGACUGUCCUAGUGAUCAGUUUGCCUGCUGGUUCGUACACGUUGGAGGUGCUCAUUAACCCGCAAUGGCCAGGAAUGUCUUCCAGUGCAUACACAACCCCCAGCUCUGUGCCUCUGAGCCAAUGGUCACUGACCGGCCCUUCUUAGUUUACAAUUUCUUCAGACUCUUCCUUCGUUGUUAUGCGAUGUCGGACGUUCGCAGACGAGAUUGAUUUUUCUUGAGUUGGAAAUUAUUUCACCCCUUUGGACGUACGCAGCUUCACAAUAUGACACUGAUUAGCCUACGUUCCGCCGUUGUGCUUUCGGAGCACUGAUAAUUUAGAUCGAUAUUCAACGCGUGUUGUAGUUUAUACCAUCUACAAAUGAUGAGCUAUGGCAAAAUGAAACGGCGGCUGACAUAUUUCCGCGUUCGUUGUUGGUCUCCUUGACAGCCCUGAACAGACGCUCAUCUGUUUCUACUACAACACACGCCAACGCCGCGGUUUCGCUCCUUUACGCUAAUACAACGACAUUCUUUUUUCCUUCUGUCUUUUCGACGUGAUUCGGAUAGAUAAUCAGAGAACCGUUACCUCACUGAGUG